This is a messenger RNA of Folsomia candida, 621 nucleotides long. Its product is annotated as protein ABHD16B. The record is from RefSeq and is a predicted model, not a curated record. Bases 112 to 621 code for a protein of 169 amino acids. NCBI's taxonomy places the organism in Eukaryota, Metazoa, Arthropoda, Collembola, Entomobryomorpha, Isotomidae. The transcript is spliced from 5 exons.
GCGAGACAGAGUUUUAAAUUCAACGCGAAUAAAAUUCUAAUAUAUGGUUGGAGCAUCGGAGGUUAUGCCGCAGCCCAUUUGGCGUCUCACUACCAAAACGUCAAAGGCCUGAUGCUGGAUGGCACUUUUGACGAGUUAUUGGAGGUCGCUUUGCAAGUGGCCCCAUGGUACAUGUCAAAACUUGUACGGGUUACCAUUGGCCACCAUUUCAACCUAAAUGUGGUUGCGGAGCUGCUUGGCUACGACGGCCCGUUGCGAAUUUUCAGACGAACCAACGACCAAAUUAUGGCACUACCUGGAAUAACCGUUUCAGAAAAUAGGGCUAAUGUUCUGCUCACCGUCCAUCUGAGGCAAAAAUAUCCUUUACUCUUUGACAACCAAAUUUCUACGGAAGCGUUUAGAGCCUGGUUGAAUCAGCGACAUGUAAAGACGGGAGGACAAUUAAUUACCAUUCUGAAUAAGCCCAUCAUAAUUCCCAUCAAAUAUAACAACAUGACGGAUCUUGAAAAAUCCACCCUCUUGAUAAAGAUCGCCGAGAAGACUUUGGUUGAUUUUGACGCUGAUCACAACGAUUAUCUUCCAAACCAAUUCUUUCUUCGACCCUGGGCGCCAGCGCCAUGA